AUGGAGCCCGAAGUCCCGACACACACUCCCGGUACGCCUGUGGAUGGAACCACGACGCCUCCCGUCCCCCAGCCGGAGGCUGAGGCCGGCCCCUCGACGACGAUCAGGCAGUCUGUUAUCGACAAGUGGCUGAACCCGGCUGGACCGCCAAAGGGCACCUCCUUUGGAGCGAGGAAGCUGCAGGAGUCCGACGAUGUUUUCAGCAACAAUGCUUGGGACCACGCCGAGCUGCCAGACGAUUUCGAGGAGCGCGCGGCCGAGAUCAUGGAACAGCACCGCAACUCGCCUGUGCCGGAGGACAAGACGAAGGAGUACAACGGCAAGCCGGCCAAGUUCUGGGACAAGUUCUACUCGAACCACAAGGAUCAGUUCUUCAAGAACCGCCGCUGGCUCCCGCUCGAGUUCCCCGAGCUCGUCAUGUGCUGUGAGCCGGAUGCCGGCCCCAAGCUCGUGCUCGAGGUGGGCUGCGGAGCGGGCAACACCGUCUUCCCUCUCCUCAUGCACAACGAGAACCCGGACCUCAAGAUUGUCGCGACUGACUACUCCGCCCAGGCCGUUAAGGUCGUCCAGUCCUCUGAGCUGUACCCGAAGGCCGAGCACGGCAUCGGCGAGAUCCGCGCCGCCGUCUGGGACAUCACGCAGAAACCCGCCGAGGGAAGCGGCGUUACAUACGCUCUUCCUGAGGGUGUUGAGCCCGGAACUGUUGACGUUCUGACUGUUGUCUACGUUCUCUCGGCGCUUCACCCCGACGAGUGGAAGCAGGCGGUGCACAACCUCUAUUCGGCGCUGAAGCCUGGUGGUCUUCUGCUCGUUCGUGACUACGGCCGCCAUGACCUCGCUCAGCUCCGCAUCAAGAAGCAGCGUCUUCUCGACGUCCCCAACCUCUACAUCCGCGGUGACGGCACACGCGUUUACUUCUUUGAGAAGGAGGAGCUGGGCAACAUGCUCACUGCUGCUCCUUGGGGACAGGAGGAGGGUCACAUGUUCUCCAUCCAGCAGCUGGCCGAAGACCGCCGCCUGCUCGUGAACCGGAAAGAGCAGCUUAAGAUGUACCGCAUCUGGCUCCAGGUGAAGGCCACUAAGCUUGCGUGA
Messenger RNA from Trichosporon asahii var. asahii CBS 2479, 1092 nucleotides. RefSeq names its product S-adenosylmethionine-dependent methyltransferase. The transcript is spliced from 2 exons. Gene Ontology annotation, molecular function: tRNA (cytidine-N3)-methyltransferase activity. The record is from RefSeq and is a predicted model, not a curated record. The coding region runs from base 1 to 1092 and encodes 363 amino acids. NCBI's taxonomy places the organism in Eukaryota, Fungi, Basidiomycota, Tremellomycetes, Trichosporonales, Trichosporonaceae.